Ambispora gerdemannii is the source of this 614-nucleotide messenger RNA. NCBI's taxonomy places the organism in Eukaryota, Fungi, Glomeromycota, Glomeromycetes, Archaeosporales, Ambisporaceae. The record is from the annotation of a GenBank genome assembly.
GUGAAUUAGUUAUUGAAAACUUUCCUAAUUUACAAAAAAUAAAUGUUAGUUCUUUUCGGCAAGAAGAGUUAGAUGUUGAUGAAGUUAGUAGACAACAAUUACAAAAGGUUAAUUCAGAAGAAACCAAUCAAUUACCUAAAGCAAAAACAGGAGUGCUGGAUUGUUCAGAGUAUAAAGACUUACGAUAUAUAUUUAUCUCUAACUCAGUUGAUAGUAGUAAAUUGGAGAUAAAAGGAGGGUCUUAUUAUUAUGGAGAAGAAAAAACCAAAAUAAUCCCUUGUCAAUCUGCUCAAACUUAUCUUCAACAAAACUACCCCCCAAAUGGAACUUGUCAAAGAAAGAAUGAGAGUUAUGAUAAUUUAAAUACUACUGACAAUAUUGACAACUUUGGCAAAACCCGAGCCGAAAUAACAAAGUUAGAUAUAAAGGAAAAAGGCUUAGAAGGAAACUGCGACUUAACUGAUUUUAAGAAUUUAGAGAGAUUAUAUUGCUCUACUAAUUGCCUCACUAAUCUCAAUUUAACUAAUUGUCAGCAAUUAAAGAAAAUUGAAUGCUAUGAUAACCAACUUACUACUCUUGAUUUAAGUAAUUGCCAACAGUUAGAGAAACUUUGA